CUUAUCAAUACGUGAGAAAAAUCAGUUUAAUACGGUUUUACCACAUCCUCGUACUUUAGGAAAGUGGUAUUCAAGCAUAGAUGCAGAACCUGGCUUUACUAAUGAAGCAUUGAAAUCGCUAACAUUAAAAGUAACAAACUCUAACCAUCCAAUUUAUUGUAGUCUCAUGCUUGACGAAAUGGCCAUACGACAACAUCUAGAGUUUAGUGGUUCAAAGUACUACGGUCGAGUUGAUAUUGGCAAUGGCUUAGAUAAUGAAAACUUAGUAUUAGCUAAAGAUUGCUUGGUUUUUAUGGUUGUUUCCAUAAAUGAAGGGUGGAAACUUCCAAUUGGUUAUUUUUUAGCUUCUAAUUUAAAUAGCACACAAAAGGCUGAACUGACAAAACAAGCUUUAUAUGCUUUGAAAGCUACUGGUGUACAUAUAGUUAGUCUAACUUUUGAUGGUUGUACAACAAAUGUUACCAUGGCACGGCUAUUAGGUUGUAAUGUUGAUGCUUCAAAUUUACAAACAGCUUUUACAGUAGAAUACGCAGAUAAAGAAAAGGAUGAUAUACCUAUUUUCAUAGAUCCUGCACAUAUGAUCAAGCUAAUAAGAAAUGCUUUUGGCGAAAAACAAAUAUUGCAACAUGAAAACAGAUUCAUCAAAUUUGAUUUUAUCGAACGUUUAUUUUUAUUACAGGAAAAAGAAGGAUGUCAUCUCGCAAAUAAAUUGAGAAAACAGCAUAUUUGUUUUCUUAAGCAAAAGAUGAAAGUAAAAUUGGCCACUCAAUUAUUGAGUAAAUCAGUGGCAGAUGCGCUAAAAUUUUGUAAGCACAAGUUAAAUAUUCCAGAAUUUGAUAAAGUAGACACUACAGUAGAAUUUAUUGAAAUAUUUAAUUCC
This is a messenger RNA of Myzus persicae (green peach aphid), 880 nucleotides long. RefSeq lists its product as uncharacterized. The transcript has a single exon. The record is from RefSeq and is a predicted model, not a curated record. The annotation marks the transcript as partial. Lineage: Eukaryota; Metazoa; Arthropoda; Insecta; Hemiptera; Aphididae.